AGACACGGCAAACUGCAAACAUCGAACAAUUGACUGACGAUAGUCUAUUCGCAGUUCGAGCUCGUACUGCGUAUAGUGGGGGUGAGGAGCCGAAAGGAAAACAAACAAACAUUCCAUUCCCUGCUUUGGCAGUUGCUUGCUGUCAAAGAAUUUAUUGACACCCUUUCAGAGAAUCGCGAAAACCGAAUCCAAUUCAAGAUGAGUGAGCAACUCAAAUUCAUUGUGGAGAGGUUGAAUGAGAGCCCGUUCAACAAGAACUUUAAUCUAAUAUCAUUUGACUCCUCUAGCUCCGAGCAACUUCUGCAAGUAUUGAGCGAUGUUUUGGCUGAGAUGGAUCCUGCUCAUAACGUUGACAUCCGUACAGAAGAGCCCGAGGCAACUACUAUGCGUUUGAUUAAUGCUCUACGGAUACUGAAAUAUAAGACACCACCAGAUGUAUCAUUGAAAGCCUUUGGUCAAGGAAUUGUUCAGGGAGACAAACAAAUAUUGCACCCAGUUUUAGAGUGGUUGCUUCGUAAUCUAGAAGAUUUAAGAAAACGUGCAUACCUUGCAAAGUUUCUGGUGAAAUUGGAAGUGCCUCCUGAGAUUCUUGGAGAUGCAGAUAUUGCAGCAAUGUAUGAACAGUAUGAGAACCUCAUUGAGGAAUUCAAGCUCAUCCACAAGGAAACUGAGACAGUGAAGAACAGCGGUUAUUCUGUUGGAGAGCUCAAGAGUGACAUGGAAGCCAUGGAAAAAGAACGAGACAUUGUGUUGAACCGUAUCCAGCAAGUUCAGAGAAAGGUUGAAGGUGUUCCCUCCUAUGAGGCCAUGCUAUCAGCUGCUCAUGACUUGAGGGUCCAGCGUGAACUUGAAAAGGAACUCAUCAAUCAACGGCAAGAUGAAGAGACCACUCUUUCUCAUCGCGAUCAAAGGCUACAACGCUUACAGCAGCAACUGAAAGACUUGCGUCAUGCUAGUGUUGGUGCCUCACCCCAGGGUCUGUUGCAAAGACUAGAAGAGGAGACAAGUGUCAAUUCUUAUUUAGCUAAACAAAAGCUCCCAAGAGAGAUUGAAGCAAGGGAACAGGAUGUUGCCAUCAUGAGUGCUGUUCUGGCAGAACCUGUUAUGGGCCACAGCGAAUUAGAUGCUCUAAACGCCAAGCUUCAAGCUGUCAAUGCAGAGAUUAGUCAGUUAGUGCAGCGACAUUUAGCAACAAAAAAUCCCGCUGAAGAUAAACUAGCCCCAUUUCGGCAACAGGCUGCAAUAAUUGCUCGCAAAAAGGAGUCUACAGCUGAACAGCUUGCUGAAAUGCGUGCUCGAGUAGCAUCUCUUGAUGAAGAGCUUCAGGAAAAGCAAAGUCAACUGCAGUCUGUAGCUGGUGAUGCUGUCUUAAGGGGAGAAGAAUUCAAACGAUAUGUGAAUAAACUGCGUGGUAGAAGUUCCUUGUAUAAAAGACACAGAAGUCAACUCUCUGCUUUGAAGGCAGAAUCAGGUGUUUUGUCUUGGACAACUCAAAUAUUGACAUCUCGUACUGAGAAAACAUUGUCUGGAAUGGCUACAGUUGCUGCUCAGCAUGGAAUGUCUGGAAUUUUGGAAACAGAGUCGCGCUUGGAUGAAAUGGCUCUUCAAAAAAGUGAGCUGGACAUGGCUAAGGGGCAGAGUCUAGAGCAGAUUUCUGGGUUGGUUCUUCAACUCAGGGAACAGAUUGCAAGUCGUAAAGCUCAACUGGCUCCAGUAAUUAAAGAGCUGAGACCUUUGCGUGAAAAGUGUCAGGAACUUACUGCUGAGUACAAUCAAACCAAGCAGAGACAUGACUCAACUGCUGCUGGACUAGACAGCAGCUUGGCUAAACUUGAACAGGAAACCAAUGCCUUGCAAGAAGAACGUGAUGAUUGGGAAUCAGAAUGUCACUUACUUGAGGCUAAAAGUGUGAUUAUGGAAACAGAGCUUGAGCGUGUUGCAGAAGAAAUCCGGCUUUAUCGAGGUGGAGAUGGUGUUGAAAAAGGAAAGAAAACGCUUCGUGAGCAGCUUGGUGCUGCCAUAUCUGAACGGGAGAAGCAGAGCCGGGUAUUAAAGGAAGAGCAGAAGACCGUUCAAGAAGUUCAAGUGAACAACCAGCUUCAAAAACAACUUUGGAGCCAAAUUCAAGAGUUGAUGGAGGCAAAACUUCAAUGCUACAGCAGAGCCAAGGAGAUGUCUGGGACUGUCACCAUAGAGAGAGGAUCUGAAACGCUUGUUCUGCAGUAGUCUGUCAUCGUGUCUCAUCAACUUAACCACGUUACUAUCACCUCUAGUCACUGUUUAGUUUUAUUUAAUUAGUAUUUAGUGGAACUUCCGUCCAAUUUGUUAUUUAUUUAUUGAUGCGCACCAAAGUAUUCUCAGCAACCACAAACCAAAGAUGUUUUAGCAAGUACUUUAUUUUAUUUAUGCAAAAUGAAG
Thrips palmi is the source of this 2418-nucleotide messenger RNA. Its product is annotated as intraflagellar transport protein 81 homolog. Gene Ontology annotation, cellular component: cilium; centrosome; intraciliary transport particle B. The transcript has 13 exons. The record is from RefSeq and is a predicted model, not a curated record. Gene Ontology annotation, biological process: cilium assembly; intraciliary transport. NCBI's taxonomy places the organism in Eukaryota, Metazoa, Arthropoda, Insecta, Thysanoptera, Thripidae. Bases 199 to 2226 code for a protein of 675 amino acids. Gene Ontology annotation, molecular function: tubulin binding.